ACUUCAUUUGAAAACGAAACUAAAAUGAUAAGAUAACUACUAUCGUCGCUUUUAUGGGUAUAAUUACCACUUUACACGCCACUGUUUUAUUCGCUUACUAAAUCAUCCCCGAACAUAUACUAAAAAUAUACACUUUAGCAUUAUAUGGAUAACAUACAUAAUGUGCGAGCAUUAAGAUGGUAAGCAAAAUCUUUUUUUAGAAAAGACAUAUGAUACUAAAGGCAAUUUGUGUUAAAGUGAACUAAAUGUUUGCUAAUGAAAUGUCGAUUAUUAAAUUAGUUACGUUAGAUCCAUCAGAGUGAAUAGAUGGAGUAAGAAUAUUGUGAGAAAUUCGUCCCCAAACUCGUAUUCAAUAACAUGGUAUUAAACAAAAGUCCGUUGAUAAAAUUUUCUGUAAUUAUAACAGUGUUCCUAAUAAUUCUCUACGUAUAUUAUCUAAGAAUUACCAAACAACAAACAUCUCCUACAAUUCGCCGUUUAGAGACUGUAAUAAUAAAUUAUUCUACAACCAAAGAAGUGGAAGAACGACAACCUGAAGGACCAACACGCAUUGUAUAUUCGUAUGCCGAUUUGGGGGUAGAUUUAUGCGAUCGAGGUGCAACAAGGCUCGAUUGGCCCAAAAAAGCAAUUUUUAAUCCUGAAACAUUUCAAGAAUGUCCUGAAGCGGGAAUUGUUACAGCUGUCGUAGGUGGAAGAACUGGAAACUAUAUGUGGGAGUAUGCUUCAACCCUAGCGUUGUCAAAAGUGACGGGACUACCCCCGUUUAUGCCAAAAUGCCUAAAAGACGAACUGAGUGUGAUUUUUCAAAAUUUAACUGUACCAACUUUUGCAGAAAUCUCUAACUGUCCAAUAAAAGCCGAUAAAUACGUUGAAGCAUUAGAUGACUGGGACAACCAUACCCAAAGUAUCAUAUUACCAAGGUACCACUUCCAAAAGGCACCCGUUUCGAUGUACCUAGACACCAUCAGGCAAGAAUUCACUUUUAGGCCGAUAAUUAAAGGUAAAGCUGAACAGAUACUGAGGGCUAUUGUGGAUCAGCUACCUCCAUCUAAGUACACAUUUGUCGCAGUUCAUGUCCGAAGAACUGAUUAUAUUAAAUAUUUAAAACGAAAAUACGGCUAUACGCCCGUAGAUCCGAGUUUCUUCGUAAGAGCCAUGAACUAUUUCAAAAAAAAAUACCCGAAUUGCGUUUUCAUAUUCGUAAGCGAUGAACCGAAAUGGUGUUACGAGACAUACGGGAGCCUCAAGAAUGUGUUUGUGCCCUCAUUAAACGUAAAAUAUACCCCGGCCGUAGAUCUGGCCCUUAUGGCGGCUUGUAAUCACACAAUUUACGAUUAUGGAACUUUUGGGGAUUGGGGGGCCUUCUUAGCCGGGGGCGAGGUUGUGAUGUAUAAUAUGACCGACAACGAAUGGAAACCGAAUUAUUUGGAAAACUGGAGUCUGAUGGAUUGAGCGGAUUUGGUGUGAUAUAUGUUUUUUACGUUUUUUGGAAUUAUAUUUUUUAUAUUUUUUAACUGUUUUUAAAUAAAUAUCAAGAUAUUUCACGUU
Molecule: messenger RNA, 1548 nt
Organism: Anthonomus grandis grandis
Lineage: Eukaryota; Metazoa; Arthropoda; Insecta; Coleoptera; Curculionidae
Product: galactoside alpha-(1,2)-fucosyltransferase 2-like
Exons: 4
Coding region: 358-1452 (364 amino acids)
Biological process (GO): carbohydrate metabolic process
Cellular component (GO): membrane
Molecular function (GO): galactoside 2-alpha-L-fucosyltransferase activity
Source: RefSeq, a predicted model, not a curated record